Raphanus sativus (radish) is the source of this 1036-nucleotide messenger RNA. RefSeq lists its product as uncharacterized. Lineage: Eukaryota; Viridiplantae; Streptophyta; Magnoliopsida; Brassicales; Brassicaceae. The transcript is spliced from 2 exons. The record is from RefSeq and is a predicted model, not a curated record. The coding region runs from base 23 to 835 and encodes 270 amino acids.
UUUUCAUUUACGUUCACUAUAUAUGGAGACAGAAAAGAUAAACGAAAUCGACGAGGUUGAAGAGAAAAAAAGAAAAAGAGAUAGCAAAAUGGAAUGGAAGAAGUGGUACUUAGACGUGAUUCUUGUGCCAUUAGCUCUUGUGAUGAUGCUUUGUUACCACAUCUACUUAUCCUUCAUGGUUCGGACCCAGCCCUUCUCCACCGUCCUCGGCAUUAACUCUCGCGGCCGCCGACUCUGGAUUUCCGCUAUGAUCAAGGAGAAUCAGAAGAUGAACAUUUUAACGGUACAAACACUCCGUAACAUAGUAAUGGGAGCUACACUGAUGGCUACGACCUGCAUCCUCCUCUGUGCCGGUUUAGCCGCAGUCAUAAGCAGCACUUACAGCAUCAAGAAGCCCCUAAACGACGCCGUUUAUGGUGCUCAUGGAGAUAUCGCCAUAGCCGUCAAGUACCUAACGAUUCUCACAAUCUUCAUCUUUUCUUUCUUCUCUCAUUCUCUCUCUAUCCGCUUCCUUAACCAAGUCGCCAUGCUCGUUAACAUCCCUAACUUACACCCUAAUCCUUCUGGUGACUUGUUCCUCACGUCUGAGUACGUCAGCGAGUUGUUUGACAAGGGUUUCUUUCUCAGCACGGUAGGCAACAGGUUGUUCUACGCAGGGUUUUCUCUGAUGUUAUGGAUCUUUGGUCCCAUCCUCGUGUUCUUGAGCGUUUUGGUGAUGAUGCUUACUCUUUAUCACGUGGAUUUUGUGUCACUCGGCAACAAUAAAGAGAAACAACGUAUAGUGGAUUGUCCACGCGCCUCUGAGACUCCAAACGGUGGUGGUGAUGAUGCAUAAUACAAUUCCAUAUGUGAAAUUUUGGAAAACAAUAUGAAAAUGAUAAUAUACACAUUUUUCAAAUGUGAAAAUGGUAUAUCUAUCAUCGCCUAAAUAGUUAAACAUGGUGAUUUUAAGUAUCACUACUUAUUUUGUUAUUCAUAAUGCAUGUCAUUACAAGAACUGAGCUCGAGUUUUAUUAUUUACUAUAGUGAAUCAGUA